AUGUUCCAUCGAGGAGUAGAAAGGUUUAAACUUUCAACAAUCAGAUUCCAUUCUUAAUUAAUAACAAUUGAAGCAACGUACAAGGAAUAAAAUUAAUUGGAAUACAAUAUGUAAGGAUUCUUACAUGCUUAACCUCAAAGCACCACACAGUCACCAGGAAACAGGAGAGGAGGAAGUUAAAAAUGGCAACAGAUGUUUUUCUUGAAUAUUUGCACUUUACCAUCGCAACGUCUCAAUUUUAUGGAGUGGUAAUGGGUGUUUUUAUCGCGGGUUGGUACCUAUUAACAGUUUUUGCCACUUCAUCGUUAUCUGAACCUGUUGUUCCGAUUCCCGGCUAUAUUUGUCUUGUUAGGGACAAUUUUGAAGAAGAUUUUCUAGCUCCGAGCCCUCCGUCUGGAUGUCCGGCAAUUUCCAAUUUUCCCGUUUGGUAA
This is a messenger RNA of Heterotrigona itama, 431 nucleotides long. The record is from the annotation of a GenBank genome assembly. NCBI's taxonomy places the organism in Eukaryota, Metazoa, Arthropoda, Insecta, Hymenoptera, Apidae.